AUGAUGGAUUUCGAAAAAGCAGCGAUGAAUGCUGUUAAAUCUGAAUUUCCAAAUACCUCAAUUAAUGGAUGUUUUUUUCACCUAUCACAAUGUAUUUGGCGCCACUUACAAGAAGCAGGGUUACAAAAAAAUUACAUACAAGAUUCUGAAUUUGCCUUACAUAUUCGUAUGUUACCUGCUCUUGCUUUUGUGCCACAAAACAAAGUUAUAAAAGACUAUGAAAAACUUUUAGACUCUGAAUACUUUUCUGAAAAUGAAGAACUUUUAAUGCCAAUUAUAGACUACUUUGAGGGCACCUGGAUAGGCCGUUUGCAUCGUAGAGGCCAAAGAAGAGAUCCGAUCAUCCCCAUUAGUGUAUGGAAUUGUUAUGAUUUAGUAGCGGCAGACCUUCCACGAACUAAUAAUUCCGUUGAAGGAUGGCACAAUUGUUUUUCGUCUACACUUAAUUCAUCCAAACAUCCAUCAAUUUGGAGAUUUAUACAUGCACUCCAAAAAGAAGAAAGUAUUAAUACUUUAAAAAUUCAGCAGUAUGUCGCGGGUCAAGAACCACCAUCAAAAAAAAUAUAUAAAAAUAAAAGUGAAAAUUUAAAAAAAAUAUGUGCAGAUUAUAAUAACCGUGCAACAAUGGAUUACCUUCGUGGUGUUGCAUACAAUUUCCAACUACAAAUAUAA
Messenger RNA from Macrosiphum euphorbiae (potato aphid), 672 nucleotides. Lineage: Eukaryota; Metazoa; Arthropoda; Insecta; Hemiptera; Aphididae. The record is from the annotation of a GenBank genome assembly.